Culex pipiens pallens (northern house mosquito) is the source of this 815-nucleotide messenger RNA. RefSeq lists its product as uncharacterized. The transcript has 4 exons. The record is from RefSeq and is a predicted model, not a curated record. The coding region runs from base 144 to 614 and encodes 156 amino acids. NCBI's taxonomy places the organism in Eukaryota, Metazoa, Arthropoda, Insecta, Diptera, Culicidae.
GUAUUUCAGGUAUUAUCAACGAGUUUAAAGUAAGUUCUCGUUGCUCGAAAAAUUCGGCUGCUCGUAGUUGGUACUUGUUUUGCAGAAUAAAAAUAUAAAUACUAAAUAAUCAUUUCCGUCGAAGAUUUGUAGUUUUGGAAUCGAUGGAAGCCACUUGGCCUAUCCAGGUGUUCGAAAUCAAAGCCAGGAAAAAGCAUACAGAAAAAGACUCGGGAUUCCUGAGGAUUGGCUCUCUCAACGUUCGGGUGAAGAAAACGACAGAAGCCUUCAGCAACUUUUUGGGAGUUGGAACGAACACGACGCGAAUUCCACCGACCCUGAGAACUAGCGUCCCACCCAACUCUACUUACUUUGAUAAACUGCACAAAAGUUGGGGCUCGGCUGACAACAUCCCGAAUGAUGAAAAUGGGGCAAUGCCACCGCCCAAGUACGGCUCCGUGAAGAAACGACGCCCCAAACAGGACACCGACAGCAGCCAGAGUGUUCCGACCACUCCGAAUCAAGCACGUGCCCCCAUCGGAACGUUGGACCCGAACGCGAACGACACCCCGGACGAGUCCGACUCGGAUACGGCCUGUGGUUUCGAUUCUGCAUGGAGACCAACGUAUCUUUGAGUUAUUAAUAGAUUUGUGUCGAUAGAUUUCUUAUACUCUACCUACUAACAAUCAGAGAUAAAUGAUAAAUCGAAUCUCAUUGUUGUUUACUCAAAUAGUCUUGGCAUUUUAUCUAACGUCGAGAAAAACAGAAAAGUUAUGAUUGAAAUAAUCUUUAGAGCAUUUAAUUAUAAUUCUGAUUUUUUACAAAAUAAAAAUUUU